UAAAGUCAAGUUACAAAUUAAGUAUAAUGUAAACCUGGUUUUAGUCAAAUUACAAAUUGAAUACUACUAACUAAUUUUGUAUAUCAAAUAAAAUCAAAUAGUCAAAAGAGGACAAAAGAAAAGCCCAAAUAAAAAACAGAGAUGAAGAAAAACUAACCAGAAGUUGUUCUCCGUUUGGCUUUUGCAAAACUCUCUGAAGCUCCAUCGAUUCCGAUGCAUGCGGCCAUGGCGGUUACUUCUCCCUCCGCCCCCUAUGCUUACAACUGCAGGCUUCACCAAACCCUAGAGUCCUCCUGUUCUCCUUCCUCCUCCGCCUCUGCCCCCACCCUCUCCCGCCGCCCCUUUUCACCUAAGGUAUCGAGCUUCUUCGGCGCUCGGAUUUCGGUUACCGUUAGACUCAAUCAGGCGCUGGCGCCCUCAUCACAUCAGCUGCGGCGUAGCUCGCGCUCAACUUGUCGUCCAGGAAUAAAGGCUGUUGCCACUCCUGAUUCAGCUGUGGAAUUGCCGCUCACAGCAGAAAAUGUUGAGAGUGUGUUGGAUGAGAUCCGACCCUAUCUUAUUGCAGAUGGGGGUAAUGUUGCAUUACAUGAAAUUGAUGGAAAUGUCGUGAAACUAAAAUUACAAGGAGCAUGUGGAUCAUGUCCUAGUUCCGUAGUGACGAUGAAAAUGGGCAUUGAGCGUCGUCUAAUGGAAAAGAUCCCUGAAGUUAUUGCAGUGGAAUCUAUACCAGAUGAAGAAACAGGGCUAGAGCUGAAUGAAGAGAACAUAGAGAAGGUGCUUGAAGAAAUAAGACCUUACCUGAUUGGAGCUGCUGGUGGGGAUUUGGAACUAGUAGAAAUUGAGGAGCCAAUAGUUAAAGUGCGAAUAUCGGGUCCUGCAGCUGGUGUAAUGACCGUUCGAGUUGCUGUCACCCAGAAACUUCGAGAAAAGAUUCCAUCCAUUGCAGCGGUUCAGCUUCUGUCAUAGAUGCAUCUCAAAUGCCCCAAAAUACAGAGAUGGAGAAGCCAACUAGGUACACGAGAUCAUGCAAUGAAUAGCGAUAUAUAAAUACUUGAAACGAUCAUGGAGCAGCAGCAGCAUGCCAUGUCUUGUUGUAUCUACAUAUAUCACUUACUGCUGUUUACAUAUAUACAUUGAUGCCAGUAUUUGAUUAAGAAAUUUGUGCUCGAUCAUUUUAUUCUGCA
Salvia miltiorrhiza (redroot sage) is the source of this 1184-nucleotide messenger RNA. Its product is annotated as nifU-like protein 2, chloroplastic. Gene Ontology annotation, molecular function: iron ion binding; iron-sulfur cluster binding. Gene Ontology annotation, cellular component: mitochondrion; chloroplast stroma. Bases 214 to 966 code for a protein of 250 amino acids. The record is from RefSeq and is a predicted model, not a curated record. Gene Ontology annotation, biological process: iron-sulfur cluster assembly. The transcript has 4 exons. Lineage: Eukaryota; Viridiplantae; Streptophyta; Magnoliopsida; Lamiales; Lamiaceae.